This is a messenger RNA of Styela clava, 1869 nucleotides long. The record is from RefSeq and is a predicted model, not a curated record. NCBI's taxonomy places the organism in Eukaryota, Metazoa, Chordata, Ascidiacea, Stolidobranchia, Styelidae.
AUGGAUAUGAAGAGUUCAAGGCACAUGUUGAAGAGUGGCUUUCCAGACAAGAAUCCUCCAUCAAAACCACAAUCUAUAGCUAGUAGAAAAUCAUCUAAUAUGUCAAGACCUCGAUCUGCAAGGACAGCAUCGAGUUACAAAAGUACAAGUUCCAGUUACAAGAGAACUGAGGCAAUAGCUGUCAGAGAACUUGCAAAAUUGAAAAUGAAGCAACUGUCAGAGCUAGAACAGGCUGAACGAAAUACUGAAGAAAUGAAUCGGCAAGCCGAAGAAAGGAAACGGCAAGCUGAAGAAUUAAAAUCAGCAUCAGAGAGAAAAAUAAGGCGAGUACAAGCUAUACACGAAUAUCAAGCCGCAUGUGUAGAGGCGGAAGUGUGGGAAAUAGGCUCUAAUCGCAAUGAAAGGGUUCAGUUUCAAGAAAUGGAUUCUGGACCACCGAUAGCACAAUUGGUAGAAUGUGAAGCAGCACGGGCUGAAGUAAACACACCUCAAGUGGGUCAAACCAAUUGUAUUGUGCCUCCUAGAGAGCCACAAGUUAGAUUAUCCCUGGAUCCGGUCCAGGAAGUGGUUGCGGAAGUGAUGAAUCCCGUUAAUCAAGAAUUUCGAACUAGACAAGAUGGAACGAGACAGGCUAAUUUGGUGAGUCGUGUAGAAGUACCUAAUAUGCCAUCACAAGAUGUUGGCUCAAUUCUUGCUACUAUGACAUAUACAAUGCGUGACAUGGUAGAUUUACCUAAACCCGAAUUACUUUCGUUUCAUGGUUGUCAUGAAGAAUAUACAAGAUUCAUGAAUAGUUUCAAGAUAAAUAUUGAGAACAAGAUUUCAGAUGACAAUCUGAGACUUACUUACUUGCAACAAUUUUGCAAAGGUAAAGCAAGAGAAUUGAUUCGUCAAUGUUCUGUGUAUCCUCCUACAGAAGGAUUGACUUUAGCAAAGAGACUUCUAAGAGAAGCUUAUGGACGACCAUUGUUGAUUGCCAGAACUUAUAUGGAAGAGUUGGUACAUGGUCCAAUGUUGAAACCAGAUGAUCGAGAUAGUCUUUUGGAUCUUUCUCAUAAAAUGGAAGAAUGUUACCUAACGCUGUCGCAUUGGAAGCAAUAUUCAGAUCUAAAUAAUUUUGACAAUAUUGCUCAACUUUCAUGUAGAUUACCCCUGAAGUACCAUAAUAAAUGGGAAGAAGAGGCAGCAGAUUAUGAGAAUAGAAACAUUGAACUAAAAUUUGAACAUCUUUUAAAGUUUGUCAAGAAAGCAGCAAUUACGGCACAAUCAUCGAUGGGCAAAGCUAUGAGAGCUCAUAAAGAGAGGGAAAAGGCUAAACACCCUCAAAAGAAGAGAAUUUAUGCAAAUUCCACUUCAACAAGUGGUGAUGGCAAACCUGAACAAUCUACCGAGAGAAAAGGUACAUUUGUGAGAAAUAGAUACAGAUGUGUUAUCUGUUCAAAAGAUCAUUUUCUUAUUCAUUGUCCAGAGUUUGAAAGAAAAUCUGCAAGUGAACGCGAGGCUACAAUUCGUGAAUUUCAUAUUUUCAGAAACUGUUUAUACAUUGGUCAUAUGGCACGGCAAUGUCGUAAGAAUCCUGCAUGUACUGAGAGAGGAUGUGGUGGCAGACAUCAUAGAAUGCUUCAUCGAAAUGUUACAGAUACCAAACGAAAAGAGCAAAGUACAAGUUCCGCUACUCAAACUGCUACAUCGGGAUCAACCUUAACGAACUAUACCAGAAAUUCAGUUGGAGUAUACUUGAAUAUAGUUCCAGUGAAAGUAUCCUCACCUCAAGGUAGAGAAAUUGAAGUAUACUGUUUCCUAGACGAGGGAAGCACCUCUUGUCUAUGUGAUAAAAGAUUGAUGGAACUUUUAGAGAUUCGCUCUUGA